UAACACACAGUACAAGUCUUCCCCUUUUCACCAAACAUGAACAACAAGAUAACUCUUAUUUCACGGAUUUCCCCCAAAUCUUGGAUCCAAGAUUUUUAGGGUUUCUGGACCAAUCUUCUCCGCCACUCUUCCCACUCUCUUCCUUCCCCUUUCCCAUUCUUUCUAUCAUCUCCACCAUUCCAGAGAGGCUCCUUCACUCCAAACCUAAAAGAAGCCAACCGGAAGUGUGUUUUUGCUGCGAAUUAGGGUUAGAUUGUUUGAUGGGAUUGUGAUCUUGAGAGUGGUGAUAGUUUGUUAACCGAUGCUAUGAGGAAGAAAAGGAAAGGAAGCGAGACUGAUGCGACUGGUGAUCUGCCGGUUGUUUUGGCUCCUAAUAAUCAUGGCUCUGCUUCGUCAAAUUUGAAGUCCCAUUACUCGCUAGAAGAUUGUUUUAGGUUGAAGAAGAGGUGUAAGGAGGAUGCUGACACAGAGCCAGCUGCUUCCUUUAAAAGGAGGCUUGCUGGCAUUGCUACUGCACCGCUGUGUGGGACGUCGUCUUUGAUCACCCCGGGGAGAGGGCUCAAGAGGAAGAUAGGUUGCAUUGAUGUUGCUACCCAAAUGGGUAGGAAGAAGAAGAUUGAGGAUGAUUAUGUGUCUGGUGAGACCAUUGGGCAAGGCAAGUUUGGGUCUGUUUGGCUGUGUCGGUCCAGGGUUAGCGGGGCAGAGUAUGCGUGUAAGACCCUGAGGAAGGGGGAGGAGACGGUUCAUCGAGAGGUUGAGAUAAUGCAACACUUGUCUGGACAUUCUGGGGUUGUGACACUGCAAGCUGUUUAUGAAGAAGCAGAGUGCUUUCAUCUUGUCAUGGAAUUGUGCUCUGGGGGACGGCUCAUCGAUCAAAUGGUUAAAGAAGGUCCAUGUUCAGAACAGCGGGCUGCUAAUGUGCUCAAGGAAGUGAUGUUGGUCAUCAAGUAUUGCCAUGACAUGGGAGUUGUGCACAGAGAUAUCAAACCUGAGAAUAUUCUGCUCACAGCAUCUGGAAAAAUAAAGCUUGCAGAUUUUGGCCUGGCCAUGAGAAUUUCAGAAGGUCUGAACUUGACUGGUUUGGCUGGAAGCCCUGCCUAUGUUGCCCCAGAAGUAUUGUUAGGAAGUUACUCUGAGAAGGUGGAUAUAUGGAGUGCUGGAGUGCUCCUGCAUGCUCUGUUGGUAGGCAGUCUUCCAUUUCAAGGAGAUUCAUUGGAAGCAGUUUUUGAGGCUAUUAAAACCGUCAAAUUAGAUUUUCAAAACGGGAUGUGGGAAUCAAUAUCUAAACCUGCACGAGACCUUAUUGGGAGAAUGCUGACAAGGGAUAUUUCAGCAAGGAUAUCAGCUGACGAAGUACUUAGGCAUCCAUGGAUAUUGUUCUACACGGCACAUUCAUUGAAGAUGCUCCCCGUCAAAACAAAAUUGAAGAACCAAAUGGGUGCCACAUGCCAACAGCUUGCUGUGCCUGAACCAAGAUUUGGAGCAAAUAGGAUAGACAAUUACUCACUUAACGAGGGUUCAUCCUCUGAAAGUUGCAACUCAGAUGAUGAGGAUGAAUGCGUGUUAAUUGAUGUGCUUGCCUCUGCAAUUUCACAUGUGAGGAUAUCUGAACCAAAGAGGAGCAGGUUGUGUGGUCCAACGGGUCCUAUAGUUCAGCAAGGUUCAUCUAACAUGAAGGCUAACAACCUCUGUAAAGCAUUUUGACCUACUGACAGGCUGACAGCACUAUCUUGACUUGACUGUUCUUGCUGGGAUUGUAGAAUUUACUUUCCCUCAGCACAUCACAGUGGACAAAGGUGAAUUUUACAUGCUGACCAAUGUUAAGUUGGCCUGGGUGCCGCUUCCCCUCCAAGUUCCUUUAUAGUUUGAGAUCUAAUGCAUUUUUCCCCCUUUGCUUAACAACCUAAUAAGGAUUGACUGAAAUAAUUGUACAGCAUCUGUAAAUAGAAUGGUAAUGUGUCAUUUUCUUGUUAUCGCUGGUUUAUGCAAGUUGAAUAUUUUAUGCUUUCA
Messenger RNA from Cajanus cajan (pigeon pea), 2010 nucleotides. It is a transcript of the gene PEPKR2, whose product is annotated as phosphoenolpyruvate carboxylase-related kinase 2. Lineage: Eukaryota; Viridiplantae; Streptophyta; Magnoliopsida; Fabales; Fabaceae. Gene Ontology annotation, biological process: protein phosphorylation. Gene Ontology annotation, molecular function: ATP binding; protein kinase activity. The record is from RefSeq and is a predicted model, not a curated record.